AUGGGUUGCUUCUGCUGUUUCAAUUCAUCCGAUGUGCAAGAGGAGCCCACCGAGGAGGAAGAAGGAAGAGAAAGGAACGCGCUGGCCUCCCUUGUCAACAACCUUGCCAUUGAAUCGGAUACCCAGAAGCAUAUAUCUGUAGCCGAAGAGCUCUUGCGGAUAGGCAAUGGCAACAAUUCUACUCGAGUUUUCACGUUCGAUGAACUCUCAGCUGCAACCAACAACUUCAAGGCAGAAUGCCUUCUUGGCGAAGGUGGAUUCGGUAGAGUCUACAAAGGACACCUCGAGGACACAAACCAAGAUAUAGCUGUCAAGCAACUCCAGAGGAAUGGCUUACAGGGAAACCGAGAGUUCCUUGUCGAAGUGUUGAUGCUCAGUCUCCUACAUCACCCAAACCUCGUCAAUCUCAUUGGUUACUGUGCCGAUGGAGAUCAAAGAAUUCUGGUUUACGAGUGCAUGCAUUUGGGCUCACUGGAAGAUCAUCUUCUCGAUCUUUCCUCAAACAAGAAGCCGCUGGAUUGGAGUACAAGAAUGAAAAUAGCAGAAGGUGCUGCUAGAGGCUUGGAGUACUUGCACGACAUAGCAAACCCACCCGUGAUCUACAGGGACUUCAAAGCAUCUAACAUUCUUCUGGAUGAGGAGUACAACCCGAAGCUAUCUGACUUUGGCCUGGCCAAGGUUGGACCAGUCGGAGACAAGAGUCACGUUUCGACAAGGGUGAUGGGAACCUACGGCUACUGUGCUCCCGAGUACGCAUUGACGGGGCAAUUAACGAAGAUGUCUGAUGUUUACAGCUUCGGCGUCGUGUUUCUGGAGAUCAUAACAGGAAGGAGAGCCAUCGAUACAUCGAGACCUUCGAACGAGCAGAAUCUUGUUCACUGGGCAGAGCCACUGUUUAAAGACAAGAAGAGGUUUGUGGAAAUGGCGGACCCAUUGCUGGAAGGGAAUUACCCACUGAAAGGCCUCUACCAAGCUCUUGCAGUCGCAGCAAUGUGCCUACAAGAGGAAGCCAGCAAUCGUCCACUGAUCAGUGAUGUUGUGACCGCUCUGGAGUAUCUGUCCAGUCCACCAAAUGAAGCUUCUCAAAGCUCCAAAGAAUCUUUCUCGCGGAGCCUAUCCUCUCAAGAUUCAGCAGAAGAAAAAGAUUCAGCUAAUGAUGGCGGGGGCGAAGCUCAAUCGAAGUUGGAAGGUGAAGAAACCCGUAACUCGUUGAGAUUCAAGGAAGAAAACAUCGAACGCAUCUGACACACGCAUGAAUGCUUCAGAAACAGAGCCGACAGCUGUAUCUUGCAUUGUAAAGCUCAAUUAUUCUAAGAUGCUUAAAAAUAGAUCUCUUUUCUUAU
Molecule: messenger RNA, 1343 nt
Organism: Musa acuminata AAA Group (dessert banana)
Lineage: Eukaryota; Viridiplantae; Streptophyta; Magnoliopsida; Zingiberales; Musaceae
Product: probable serine/threonine-protein kinase PBL23
Exons: 5
Coding region: 1-1245 (414 amino acids)
Biological process (GO): protein phosphorylation
Molecular function (GO): protein kinase activity; ATP binding
Source: RefSeq, a predicted model, not a curated record